This is a messenger RNA of Choloepus didactylus (southern two-toed sloth), 800 nucleotides long. RefSeq lists its product as uncharacterized. The transcript is spliced from 5 exons. The record is from RefSeq and is a predicted model, not a curated record. NCBI's taxonomy places the organism in Eukaryota, Metazoa, Chordata, Mammalia, Pilosa, Megalonychidae. Bases 1 to 792 code for a protein of 263 amino acids.
AUGUGCUAUGAGCUAAUACAUGUGAUGCAUUUUGAACAGUGCCUGGCCCAGGUUUCUGCUUGUGCCGGGGACCUGGUGCCGGCGAAGCAAGACGCUCUGCAACGCCAAGGCGUGCCCAGCCGGGCACUGCUGGCUGUUUGGAGCCUGCAAACACCUGGCAUGGUCCUUGAGGGCCCUAGAAACUUCCGUAGCGAGCCAGUGGGCUCUGGGGCUACACUGAGCUCGCCGGGCCACGAAGGACACCCGCUGCCUAGAAAAAGCCUCCGGACCUGGCGGCGCCCUCGAGAGCGCGGGCGGGCUGCCAGGCGGACUCGCAGGAGGCACGCCCCUCGCCUCCCAGCGGAACGCGGACUCUCCCGGGUGCCCAAACUCCGCCCACCUUCGCGGGGAGUCGUGCUCUCCCGCCUCCUCCCUGCACUCUGGACCGAGCAGGGCCUCGGGAAGGGGGCUCUGACUGCGCGGACUGUAAGCGGGACGCGGUCCAGAAGUGCACGGGUGUGUGGCGGCGCGCUCUCCGAUGGCCCCCAGAAGCUGAAUGCAGGGUGGGGCGGAGAAGGGAGUGCGGGGCCCCGAAGCCGAGCUACUUGCUUCCAAGGAAAUCCAGUUAAAAAUCAAUAUCUAAAGAAGCUUGGAAAGAAAAAAAGAAAAGAAAAGAAAAAACCCCAGAAGGACAGCACCAAUUCCUUUAUAGGAACCAAGAGAACAGAGGCCCCAAAGCAAGGAACCCGUGAAACCCUCUCUCUCCCCAUUACCAAAAUUACCUCCAUUACUGUAGAUUGGGGCAGAGGGUAGCAAUGAAG